AUGCAAAUUCUUUCUACUAAUGAUAUCAAGAUCUACAAUUUAAGCGCAGGCAAGUCAGUCCCAGAGUGGAUUACAGAUCGAAAAAGGCGAAAACUGGAACAAAAAGAUAUAGAUUUGAGGAGAAGGAUACAACUGAUACAAGAUUUUGACAUGCCCGACAUCAGCAAUACUGUCACGGUAUCUCCUGAUGGACGCUAUAUAUUUGCUACGGGUACCUACAGACCUCUUCUUAAGUGUUUUGAUGUAAGUGAUCUGUCGCUGAAGUUUUCGCGCGGUCUCGACGCGGAUGUUGUGAAAAUGGCUGUUCUUAGUGAAGAUUAUUCCAAAUUCGUACUGUUGGAGGAAGAGCGAUAUGUCGAGGUACAUGUGGCUUAUGGAAGAUAUUUUAGGAUGAGGAUACCGAAAUUUGGUCAUGAUAUGGCUUUUUGUCAUGAAGUAAGUGACCUCUACAUUGUGGGGAAUGGCAGCGAAAUUUUCCGUCUAAAUUUGGAAGAGGGAAAGUUUUUGGCACCUCUAAUGACUUCUUCUUCGUCACUGACAUGCUGUGAGUUCAACAGAGAUCAUCAUUUGUUUAUUUGUGGGACAAAUGAUGGUCGAAUUGAAGCUUGGGACCACAGAGAUGCAGAUCGAUGUGCCAUUCUUGACUGUGCUUUACGUUUUCAAACAAAUAACAGCAAACUGCCGACAGUGACUUCGGUGUGCUUCAAAAAUGCGCUUCAUCUUGGAGUUUUACUAUUUGAUAUCCGGUCUAACAAACCUCUGCUCAUCAAGGAUCAUCAAACUAGUUUGCCAGUAAACAAAAUUGAUUUUGUGCCGGAGCACAAUCUUGUGUUAAGUAUGGAUAUGCGCUUACUGAAAAUAUGGGAAGGAACAGGUGGCAAACCGUUUGCAGCAAUCGAACCCGGGUCUAAUCUAAGCGACUUCUGUCGAUAUCCUGACUCUGGACUUUUAUUUUUUGCUAAUGAAGCUCCUAAAAUGUUGCAAUAUUUUGUUCCGGCUAUUGGUACUGCUCCUAAAUGGUGUUCAUAUCUUGAGACAGUCACGGAAGAAUUAGAAGAAACGGAACAGCCUACAGUGUAUGAUGAUUAUAAGUUUGUUACGAAAGAGCAACUUGAAGAAGUCGGUUUAUUACACCUCAUUGGAACUAGCCUUCUGCGUGCAUAUAUGCAUGGAUAUUUUAUUGAUACCCGAUUAUACAAUAAAGCGAAGACAUUUAUUCAACCAUUAGCAUAUGAAAAUUAUAAGCAGAGAAAGAUAAUGGAGAAAAUUGAUGAAGAACGUUCCUUGUCAACUGCAAACAGUAAACCAGGAAAGCCGAAAUUACCAGGCAUAAAUAAAGAACUGGCUUCAAAGUUGUUAGCUUUGACGGAGGGAAUGAAAAACGCAGAUGGAAGGAAAAAUAAAAAGAACAAGGAUGCGGCUUCCAUAUUGUCAGACAAACGCUUUGGCUCUCUGUUCACAAAUCCUGAUUUUCAAGUUGAUGAAAACAGCGAACAGUUUCAACUGCUUCUCACAGCUAUGAAAAAACUGGGGGGAGAACAACAAAAACUGUCAAAAAAAGAAGGUGGUAAUACAAACAGCAACAGCAACAAGAGUACAGAAGAUCUGGACAUCGAUGAAAGUACAAGCAGCGAUAGCAGCAGGAGUAAUGACGAAAGUCUUAUUGAAAUUGAUGAUGAGAGAUAUGAAAGAGGUGCAGCAGAAGAAUUAUCUAUGAUCAAUGAUAAUGAAAAUAGUGAUGAUGAUGAAAUGCAAUCAGCAAUGCUAAAGAAACCAAAAACUGUGAAGCCAAAAGGUUUCGACUUAAUUGAAUCAGAUAUCGAUGAAGACAUUGUACAAUGCUUAAAACAGAAGGUGGAAGCUGGGACGAUGGAUAUGAAACGCAGAGAUUUAUUAGAUAUUGGCGGAGAUGUUGGCGGAAGUGAACAAUGCGUACCAUUUGGUGGACUGCAAGUGACAUUUAAAAUGAAAACAUGUCGGUUGGCUGCAAAAAAGGAAUCUUUGGUAAAAAGAGAAAAGCAACAUUUAACAGAAAGGAAAGAAGUUAGACGAGGUGCAAGGGAAAUAACCAAAGUGUUGAAAAAACCUUCUGUGUGGGGAAAUUGUCGGCAGAAAAGACCCCUGAAAAAGGUGGUUUGA
Molecule: messenger RNA, 2139 nt
Organism: Brugia malayi
Lineage: Eukaryota; Metazoa; Nematoda; Chromadorea; Rhabditida; Onchocercidae
Gene: Bma-nol-10
Exons: 14
Coding region: 1-2139 (712 amino acids)
Biological process (GO): maturation of SSU-rRNA from tricistronic rRNA transcript (SSU-rRNA, 5.8S rRNA, LSU-rRNA)
Cellular component (GO): nucleolus; small-subunit processome; nucleus
Molecular function (GO): protein binding
Source: RefSeq, a predicted model, not a curated record